AUGCCACCAAAGAAAAAGCAAGCCACUGGAGGCGCACAGGGUGCGAAGAAAGCUUCUGGCUCCUCUGCUGGACCGUCGAAGAAGGCAGCAGCUGCAGGCGGAAGCCGCGCGGCGAAUGAUAGCAGUGAAGCUGGCCCAUCGAAGCUCAAGGCUGCAAACGCAGUCAAUGUUCGACAUAUUCUGUGCGAGAAGCACUCAAGAGCCACGGAAGCACUAGAAAAACUACAAGCGGGCGAACGGUUCGACAAGGUAGCACAAGAAUACUCUGAAGACAAGGCAAAAGCUGGAGGCUCCCUGGGAUGGCAAGCACGCGGUUCAAUGGUCGGCCCCUUCCAGGAAGUCGCCUUUGCUCUGGAGCCCUCGACGGUUGAUAGGCCCAAGAUCUCUGGACUGGUGAAGACGAACUUUGGCUACCAUAUCAUUAUGGUGGAGGGACGCAGAUAG
Serendipita indica DSM 11827 is the source of this 444-nucleotide messenger RNA. Lineage: Eukaryota; Fungi; Basidiomycota; Agaricomycetes; Sebacinales; Serendipitaceae. The record is from the annotation of a GenBank genome assembly.